AUGUGCUGUGGUCGCCAUGGUAUAAUCCUGGAAUAUGAGCAAUCAGGCUAUCUUAGAACCAAAUCGAUCGAUCUUCUUGAUCUGACACCCGAAACAAACCCGGAUGAGGUGGUGUCAGAAAUCAAACAAUCAGAGCCUCUGAUCACAGAGUCCCGGGCAGAGCAAGUCAAGGAGUUGGUAGUUCGACUCCAACAGAAACGGAAUCAAAAGGAACGCCACAGGUUCUGCUUCUGCAAGGAGCUGAAGGCCCACAUUCUGCCUCUAACGAAUGUUGCCUUUGACAAAUCUGGAGCAAGGUUCAUAACUGGGAGUUAUGACAGGACAUGCAGAGUGUGGGACACUGCCUCUGGCAGAGAGCUGCAUACACUCGAGGGUCACAGAAACGUAGUUUACGCAAUCGCAUUCAACAAUCCCUAUGGAGACAAGAUUGCCACAGGCUCUUUCGAUAAGACCUGCAAACUGUGGUGUGCAGAGACUGGCAAAUGCUUUCAUACUUUCCAUGGACACAGGGCUGAAAUAGUGUGCCUGGCAUUCAACCCUCAGAGCACGCUGGUGGCCACGGGCAGCAUGGAUGCCACUGCAAAGCUAUGGGAUGUGGAAAGUGGGGAGGAGGUGGCCACACUGAGUGGCCACACAGCCGAGGUCCUCUCUUUGUGCUUCAACACCGUCGGCAAUCAUCUUGUCACUGGCUCCUUUGACUACACAGUUGCUAUAUGGGAUGUUGCAUCCAAAAGGCGUGUUCACACUCUGACAGGUCACAUGGGAGAAAUAAGUAAUGUUCAGUUUAACUGGGAUUGCUCACUCAUAGUCUCUGGUUCGAGUGACAAAACCUGUAAGUUGUGGGAGGUUGUCAGUGGGAAGUGUGUGGCCACCCUAGUCGGACACACGGAGGAGGUGUUGGAUGCGAGUUUUGAUUUAAGCGGUCAGCUUAUUGCUACAGCUUCUGCUGAUGGUACAGCAAAAGUAUUCAGUGCAACUACACAUGAGUGUCUGGUGACAAUGAAGGGCCAUGCAGGGGAAAUCUCCAAGAUCUGCUUCAGCCCUCAGGGAAGCAGGGUCCUCACAGCAAGCUUUGACAAGACAGCCCGUCUGUGGGACGUUCAGUCCGGAGAGUGCCUUCAAGUCCUAGAGGGACACACUGACGAGAUCUUCUCCUGUGCCUUCAACUACGAGGGAGACACUAUCAUUACAGGCAGCAAGGAUAACACAUGUCGGAUCUGGUGCUGACCCUUCCUCGAACGAAUCAGACGAUCAGAUCGGCAUAUAGUAAUGAGUACAGCAAUCAAGUUUGGAUUACCAUCCCCAUAACACAUUUGAAAAAAAAAAUAUUAAAAGUUUUUGUUUUUGUUAUGUUAAUCUUAUUUGCUUGCCAAUCUGUGCAAAUAGGAGUUUGGAAAUUCAGUUUUGGCAUCUAUUUUUUAAACAAGUAUGAAUUAACAUUUUUAUACCAAUGCAACAAUUUAUUGCUGAGGUAAAAUUAGCUAUUCCCCUGUCAAUUUAAAGAUUUUAACAAAUGGAUGACCUGCUCUUAACAGUUUCUUAAACUAUUUAAAUACAGCUUACACAAUGCAGAUUUCAAUUAUUGAUGAAACCAUAAUAAAGUUAAGGCAAGAGCGUUGAAGAAAACUACAUCACAGAACAAAGAACCCCUGGAAUUUACAGGUGUACAAAGACUGACUCGACUAAAUCAUCUAGAUAAAUGAUUUUCUCCUAUGUGUUUCUAAAGAAUUAAAUAAUUACUGGUUGUUAUGGUGACAGUAUACACAGUACAUUUAAUGUUCUUUCUGGGAUGUAAAUAUUAGGCACAGUAAUAUUUACAUAACAGACAGCUAGUAAUAACCAGCAGAGAUGGGAAGUAACGAAGUACAAAUACUUCGUUACUGUACUCAAGUAGAUUUUUCUGAUAUUUUUACUUUACUUUACUACUU
Molecule: messenger RNA, 1928 nt
Organism: Cyprinodon variegatus (sheepshead minnow)
Lineage: Eukaryota; Metazoa; Chordata; Actinopteri; Cyprinodontiformes; Cyprinodontidae
Gene: daw1
Product: dynein assembly factor with WDR repeat domains 1
Exons: 13
Coding region: 1-1227 (408 amino acids)
Molecular function (GO): protein binding
Source: RefSeq, a predicted model, not a curated record